AUGCGUGAACACGUUACAUUUUAUAUCGCAGGAGAUAUUUAUCGUGCCUUUAUAAAGGGUAUUGUAAUCUCUAUAUGGCAUCCAGAUAACUUUAGUCAGCGUUCUAUGAGACAAGAGAAUAUGCGUUCUUCACCUAGGAAAUCAGUAUUGAAGGUUCUAAGUACGAUGGUAAGUCAGGAUAAUAAGAGCAUAUCUUUACAUGAAGACAACAUACUUGGCUCAUAG
Messenger RNA from Dentiscutata erythropus, 225 nucleotides. The record is from the annotation of a GenBank genome assembly. Lineage: Eukaryota; Fungi; Glomeromycota; Glomeromycetes; Diversisporales; Gigasporaceae.